Messenger RNA from Teleopsis dalmanni, 2047 nucleotides. RefSeq lists its product as uncharacterized. Lineage: Eukaryota; Metazoa; Arthropoda; Insecta; Diptera; Diopsidae. The coding region runs from base 252 to 1865 and encodes 537 amino acids. The transcript is spliced from 4 exons. The record is from RefSeq and is a predicted model, not a curated record.
AAUUGUAAUAUUCUGGUGUGCGCAUUAUGAAUCUAUAGAGUUAAAGUUGUGUUUUUAAUUCAUAUUGCUAACAGAUACAUAAAUGGCUGGUUAACUCUUUUCAAAAUUAUAAACACCAAGUACUUUUUUUCCGAAACGAUUCUUAUUAUUUCCACAAGAGAUCCAAUAUAAAAAAAAAUUCGCAGCUUACUUUGAAUUUAAGUUUCAUAUAUGCAAAAUUUAGUGAAUUGUUUUGAAAAUAAUUAAAAAUCAUGGAUGAAAACGGUGAGCACGAAACUUCAAAAUGUGUAGAUGAAGAUACAAAUAAAUCCCAACAAUCAGAAUCUUCUAAAUCCUCCGCUGAAAUAGUUGCGAGCUCUUCAGUUGAAAAAGAAGAAAAAGAUAAAAAAAAUUCAGAUAAGGUGUCCCUGUCAAGUUUAUUUAUUGAUCUUGAAGGUAGUCAUACUGGCACAACUGAAACUGAUAUCUUGCAAUUAUGCGAUGAUGAGGAGGCUAAACAGUUCUUUGAAUCUAUAACUGAUUAUGAAACUUUAUCUCAAGAAGGCGUUUCAUUUAAAGAACUUGCUCAAGUUUUACGUCGUUCUAAGAAACCUGUAGCUUCUGCCAAUAGUACUCAACAAGGGCAAUCAGAACCUAUGGGCAAGUACACUAGUGAUGAAACACAUUAUAAUGAUGCAUUUAAACAGAUGUGGGGUGCUGGAAAAGAAAAAACCCAAGGUUCUGAUACUAUAGGAAGAUUUACAAUUGAAGAAUCAAAACACCUCAAACAGGUUGCUACUGGGUUAACUCAUGCAAGCAAACUAAAACUUCGCUCAUGUUACAGCGAUUCGCAUGUUGCACUUAGAUGUCUAAAGGAUAAGGAUGCAAAAGCAAUAAAGACGUCUAAAAGUUCUCCCAGCAUGUUUGCAGAUUUGAUGAACCAAACUUUUAGCCAAAAGGGUCAGCAAAGAAGUCAUGUAAAGGUGGGCAGCUCUGAACCAAAUGAAAAAGAAACAAUUUCUUUCGAUAAAUCAGUAUCUUCAGUAAAGCAUAACCAGGACCUCAACCAGUUCUCUGCCGAAUCGUCUGAUGUACAAGACCCAGGAGAAACAAAUUCUUACGAUUCCUGGUCAAGUGUAACUAAAAAUAUUGCUACAAAUUGUGAUGAUUUGUGCAUUAUUCAUAGAAAUCGUUACGUAAAAGACACUUUAGAUCGAGAUAAUACUGAUACUCUUUCUGAAACAAAAUCUGAUGAUUCGAUUAUAACUGUUAAGUCUUUUGCUCAAAAUGCUGAAAAGAAAUUUGGGGAUGAGAAAAACCCUAAUCUUGUGCAACACGAUGAAGAAAGUGCUGUGCCAAGUACAUACCCUUAUUUUAAUAUACAACAGGAUUCUACUGACGUGUCUCGCUCCCAUUCUUCUGCUUCUGGUGCUGUGAGUACUGCAGCAGUUUUUGAUUCGGUCGAAAAUUAUGUGGUUAGUGCAACCAGCGAGGAUACUGUGACGGGCCUGCAAGUAACCCCAAAUUAUGUACUAGAACCUUCUGAAUUCAAAAUUCCAAAACAAAAGGUCAGGCCAACUCCGUACGAGUACCACACAAUAAAUAUAGAGACCAUUCCAACCCCACCAUCAGAUGCGCACCUCCACCGUUAUUCUAGAUUUAAUAGAAUGUGGCAAAUUGUUAAAGAUUUUUUCACCUCGUUGUUUGUAUGUUUGUCGGUAAAUAGAGAUUGCUUAUUUUGCUUAGGAUUUUUCGUUAUUUUCAUUAUAAGCGCGUCAUUCCUUACCGCUUUCUUUUACCGUACCUUGAAUAUCGGUGGUAGGCAUGUGCAUCAUGUGGAACACAAACAUGUUAUGUUGGAGGAUGGUACAUUUCUUAACUUGUAGAAGGUUUGUGGAGAGCUUAAACUUUAGGAAAGAACUAACUAUCGCCGCUGCUUUAAAACUAUUAUUUUUUUUCAAUUAUUUUAAAUAACCACUGUUUUGAGAAUGAAAGAACACUCAUUUCAUUCAAGCAUAUUUUCCAAAAUUUUCAAUGCUUAUUAAAGUAAAAUAAAAACAAACUGAUA